Punctularia strigosozonata HHB-11173 SS5 is the source of this 957-nucleotide messenger RNA. RefSeq lists its product as uncharacterized. Lineage: Eukaryota; Fungi; Basidiomycota; Agaricomycetes; Corticiales; Punctulariaceae. The transcript is spliced from 18 exons. The record is from RefSeq and is a predicted model, not a curated record. Bases 1 to 957 code for a protein of 318 amino acids.
AUGCCCAACUUCUUCUCUGCUGAACUAGCCGACACUCUCGGAGCAUUUUAUCUGGGUGUACUGCUCGAUUCCGCCUUAUUUGGUGUCACCAAUGUGCAAGUGUACAUGUACUCUCGCGAUUGCAAGCAGGAUGGAAUAUGCCUGAAGUUCUUGAUUGCCAUUUUGUGGGUUCUUGCUGCCGUGCAUACGGCACUGGGGGCGUACUCGCUUUGGUUCGAUAUCAUCACGAAUUUCGGCAGCUACCUAGACUUGCUGACCCCUAUAUGGGCCUUCUGGGCAACAGCCCCUGUUACUCUUGCGAGUGACCUUAUACUGCGAUAUAUCUUCUGCAUGCGCGUAUGGAGUUUUAGCAAUCACAACUGGCUCUUGGCGGCCAUUGUGGCAAUCACGUCCUUCCUAGCCCUUGGAACUGGGAUCAAGUUCGUCGUCGAUGGUUUCACCAUACCUUCUGUGUUGAACGUUUGGGAUCGUACGAUCACCUGGACAUUCAAUACGAGCCUUUCAGCUGGUGCAGCAGCCGAUAUAAUACUCGCGGUAGCUAUGUGCACCCUACUCUAUCGGAGAAAAACUGGUUUACAAACUUCUGACGGAAUCAUAACGAAGCUGAUCAUGUACGGUAUCAGCACUGGGGUCUUGACAAGCCUGUGCGCUGUAGCGGCUGUUAUAUGUUAUUCAGUGAUACGGGACACCUUUAUCUUCAUGGUUUUCUACAUGAUCUUGAGCAAGCUUUUCUUCAACGCUCUACUCGCCGGCCUGAACGCGCGAAGCGGUCUUCGGCACACCCCGGAAGAUUACUUCACCGUGCCUUUCAGCUCGAAGAGAAAGGGAUCGAAGGAGGGAGUAGGACAAGCCGAGGCGGGGCUCAGACUCGCUGACGCCGGACAAGUGGUGACACCAAUCGCGUUCGUGAGAGGAACGUACGACUCAGAAAGUCAGAGCAGCGGUCUGGAAAGCUGA